GAUGGGUGAGUAAGACUGGGAAAUUGGUGUAUCAGUGGCGUCGUCCACACAGGCAAUAUUUUACUGCGGCAUCAAAACAGUUCUUCUCCACCAAGCGCGAGCUCACAAGAAGAGUCUCUGCAUAUGAAAACAUGAAUCUCUAAGCGCCAUCAGUGUGAGAAGGCAAAGGGAUUAUCAGGAACGUAAUUUAUGAGAAUUAUUGCAUUUUAGAUUGUUAUGGAAGUGCAAACGAUUUUCCAACCAAACCUUCUUUUCUGAAGAACCAAUUAUCCAAGAAAACUAUCUGCAGAAGAUCUUCAAGAUUGCGUUUUCACGACGAAGCGUCAAAACAACCUCACGUUGAAGAUGAGCAUCCAAAACAACAGUUAUUUAGACAGACUUGAAAUCAACAAAGACUUGGGUGCUGGUGAAAAACCUUUAUUUGGCAUAGGCACCGACAACUUCGUCACGCUUUUGAUCUUUGGACUUAUUUUUAUUCUAGGCGUCCUGGGAAACUCUCUGGUUAUUACUGUUCUGGCUCAACGCAAACCUGGACAACACCGAAGCACCACCAACAUAUUCAUCCUCAAUCUCAGUGUUGCAGAUCUGUCCUAUCUGCUCUUCUGCAUCCCCUUUCAGUCAACAGUUUAUAUGCUGCCCACGUGGAACCUGGGUGCCUUUAUUUGCAAGUUUAUCCACUACUUUUUCACCGUGUCUAUGUUGGUGAGCAUUUUCACUUUAUCAGCCAUGUCGGUAGACAGGUAUAUCGCCAUAGUGCACUGCAGAAAGUCCUCUUACAUUCGAGUUGGGAGGCAUGCACUGAUCGGGGUGUUGGUCAUAUGGGUGCUCUCUUUCGCCAUGGCUACACCAGUUGCCUACUACCAGGGUAUCGUGGAAAGUGAGGACAACAGCACGUUUUGCUGGGAAGUUUGGCCAGACCACAACAGGAGGAAAAUCUAUGUGGUGUGCACCUUCGUCUUUGGAUACGUGCUACCGCUGAUUCUGAUAUCUUUCUGUUAUGCCAAGGUCCUGAAUCAUUUGCAUAAAAAGUUAAGAAAUGUCUCCAAAAAGUCUGAGGCAUCAAAAAAGAAGACUGCUCAGACAAUUCUGGUGGUUGUGGUGGUCUUUUGCCUGUCCUGGCUGCCUCAUCACGUGGUGCACCUGUGGGUCGAGUUUGGCUCCUUCCCCCUGAACCAGGCAUCCUUUGUGCUCCGUGUGGCGGCUCAUUGUCUGGCCUACAGCAACUCAUCUGUUAAUCCUGUUAUCUAUGCGUUCCUCUCAGAGAACUUCAGGCAGGCCUAUAAGCAGGUGUUCCGUUGUCAGGUGUCUUUUGAGUGCCCUACGAAUGAGACCAGAGAGAUGAAGAGCAAGAUAGAGCCAGCACCGUCCACCAACUGCACCACUGUGUAAUUCCUGCAGCUGUUAUGUUUGUCAUAAUUUAUGAUGGCUUACAGAUGCUCAGAAAUGACUUGAAGUCAGUGUAAAGUCAAUUCUGAGAAUUGUUUCUAAACGCGUUAUAAAUGUUAGAAAUGCAUUGUGGAAACAUGUUACAAAGACUGUGAACUAUGUAGUACUAAAUUGUGGAGUUAAACAGUUAAAAAGGUUUUAACCAUUUUUGUGUCCAGGAUUUUUUAGGCAGGACUUAAAUCCUGACUUGAUAACGAAACGGAGUCAAUGAUCAUGGCCCCUCCCCUAACUAUAAGACAUGUGUUCGACUUGAAGUAGCACUGCGCAGAUCGAUCGGUGUGUGACAUUAAAGUACAGAUCUAUAGAGAACAGACAGCUCCUCGUGCUUUCAAAUCCCUCUUGUGUUAUACACUGAGCAUUCCUCACAGCCCUGCUUUAAGUCCAACACUCCUAAUAAAUACAGUGCAGUGGUUUGCCUGAUUAAUCAUGAGCUCCUGCCAUUCGUUACUACAGCCUAGAGGUUGCUAGCUAGCUAUGCCUUCGCCACGUAAAUGCAUAAUACCUGGUUGCAAUAAUUUACAAACCGCUCGGUCUCCUCAUUUAAAUGAGCUGCAGAGUAAGACAGUUGAGAGAGACGGCAGCUUUUCUGCGAGUGGGCGUGGUUUCAGUGCAGCCAGCGGACACGCCCCCAGUGUUUGAGAGCAGAUAAUACGGCUUAUUUUUUCAAGAUUUUGAUAGUUUCUAGCUUGAUAGAUUUUAUUAACUUGACUUUUUUUUUUGCUUUCAAAUAUGGCUGUGUGUUUAAUAACACAUUUUUUUUUUCCAGUGGUGUGAUAAACUCAGAACAUACAUUUAAUAUUGACUUUACACUGACUUUAUUAAAGUUACUUGAGUUUUUAACCUCGGGAGAAGGAAGGAAGCUUGUUUCGAAUAGCAUGGCUGAAUGUUGGGCAAUGUAUUUGUUAUAUGAUUGGAGGUUUGGAUGGUUGCCUUACUUUUGAAAUGAAAAAAAAAAAAAACGAAUUUGUUGUGUGCUUACUCAUGAUGAUGCAUUUCCUUGGACUGCAAUCGAGCAUUUGCUGUGAAGCCAUAAUGAUGUAUGGCCUUUUAAUAUGUGAAAUCCAA
Molecule: messenger RNA, 2511 nt
Organism: Carassius auratus (goldfish)
Lineage: Eukaryota; Metazoa; Chordata; Actinopteri; Cypriniformes; Cyprinidae
Product: galanin receptor type 1-like
Exons: 3
Coding region: 346-1389 (347 amino acids)
Biological process (GO): negative regulation of adenylate cyclase activity; positive regulation of cytosolic calcium ion concentration; G protein-coupled receptor signaling pathway
Cellular component (GO): plasma membrane
Molecular function (GO): galanin receptor activity
Source: RefSeq, a predicted model, not a curated record